This is a messenger RNA of Nymphaea colorata (pocket water lily), 1446 nucleotides long. Its product is annotated as disease resistance protein Roq1-like. Lineage: Eukaryota; Viridiplantae; Streptophyta; Magnoliopsida; Nymphaeales; Nymphaeaceae. The transcript has 3 exons. Gene Ontology annotation, molecular function: ADP binding. Gene Ontology annotation, biological process: signal transduction; defense response. The coding region runs from base 1 to 1446 and encodes 481 amino acids. The record is from RefSeq and is a predicted model, not a curated record.
AUGGUGAUAUUUGCAGCUUUAUUCAUGGUCCUCUUCACCACCGUUCUCUUUGGUCAUGCCCUUGAGGCACUUUUAAGGCUACUUUCUGGCAACCAAAAUAUUGAUGUUGGAAUUAGAGGAAAUACGGAGGCAGGGGAAGAGGUACUGGAGACGUUAACACACUCACCGCCUUCACCAAGGGCUGGUGGAUCUGAGUUUGAAGUGUUUCUCAGCUUCAGAGGAGAAGACAUCCGAAAGCGUUUCAUUGGGCAUCUUUAUGAAGGCCUCGAGGAGCGUAAUAUUUCCACCUUCAUAGAUAGCGAGAAGUUGAAAAAAGGGGAGGAGAUCAACAAGCUGUUUGAGUACACAGAGAGGUCCAAGAUCUUUGUCCCCAUCUUCUCUGAACGCUUUGCAGAAUCGAAAUGGUGUUUGAAAGAGGUGACCAAAAGCGUGGAAUGCGGUAAGGAAAUAGUUCCUGUGUUCUUUGGCGUGGAACCUUCCGAUGUCCGCAACCAAAGCGGCCCCUUCAAAUCUGCGUUUAAGGACCAUCAGUCCAACAAGAAGCAGAACCAAGAGGAGGUGAGGAAAUGGAGGGAAACAUUGAAGAAAGUGGCAAAUCUCUCUGGCUUCAAUCUCAAGGACAUGAAUGGGGAUGAGGCAAAGCUAAAGCGUGCAGUCAUUGAGAUAGGGCUAGACAAAGUAAACAAGAAGCCACUUGAAGUUGCAAAGCAUCCAAUUGGAAUUGAAAGCCACGUUGAAAUCGUGAAGAAAAUGCUAGAGAAUGGAGACAAUAUUAAUGAUGUUCAUGUGGUUGGAAUACAUGGCAUGGGGGGUCUUGGAAAGACAACCAUUGCCAAGGCUGUUUAUAAUGAGUACUUAACCAAAGGGUUUAAUGGUGCCAAUUGUUUUCUUUCAAAUAUUAGGGAAAAAUCUGCCCAACCUAAUGGAUUAGUCGACUUACAAAAGCAGUUGAUUGGAGAGGUCUUGAAAGAAAAAAACAUAUCCGUAAGUGAUGCUGCACAAGGAAAAUUUUUUAUCAAAGACAGUGCUAGUCGUAAAAGAGUUCUGCUUAUCUUAGAUGACGUUGAUUCCGUAGAACAACUUGAUGCAUUGGCUGGUGGGAGAGAUUGGUUUGGCUCAGGAAGUUUGAUUAUAAUCACAACCAGAGAUGAGGAGGUCCUGCUAGCUAGCAAUGUGAAGCAGGAUGAAAUUUACAAGCCACAAGAACUGAACGAAGACCAGUCUCGAGAACUAUUCAUGCUUCAUGCAUUCAGUGGUGAACAACCACAAGGAGAGUUUGUAAACUUAUCACACCAACUAGUUGCAGCAGCUGGUGGGCUACCCUUAACCCUGGAAGUUUUCGGAUCUCUUUUGUCUUCUAAAAGGAAUGUACAGCAAUGGAAAUAUACAUUAGAGAAGCUGAAAAGGAUCCCCCCAAGCAGAGUCCAACAGAGAAAAUAUUUCUAG